UAGCAUCAAUCAAAACUUCCCAGCUCAGUUGAUUCUGUGCAAAAUUCUGUACCCAAUUUUGUGCAUGUAGCACUACCCCUAUAAAUAGUGAGUUAAAAAAAAACCCAGAAGGACGGAACCGUUGAUUAAAGUCCGGCACCAAAUAGAGACGGGUAUAAUUGGUUUUAGGUCUUCACCGCCGCUGAUUUAACCAUCAAGGUUUUGUUAGGUUUCUGCUCUUUUUAAAAUCAUUAUUGAAUAGUCAAAUACUUCAUCUGAGGAAGGUUAUUUCAUGUAUAUUCAAGGGCUGGUAAAUUAAUUGAGUAAAGUGGCCACAAUCUAGAAGUCUUGUAACAAUGGAUCAGCUUGAUGAAGCCUACAGCGAAGAAGUUGCAGUAAUAUUGAGAGCAAUGUAUGCCGCUAAACGCGCAAAAGAAAAUGAUGUUCCAGAUCAAAUCGAAGAGGUAAAGAGAAUUUCGACCGAAUAUUGCAUCAGAAUUAUGGUGUUGAAAGAAUUUGCAAUAAGUAUUUACUAUUUGGAAUACCAGGGUCUCUACCUGGGUUCAAUUGGUGCUGCGAAUAACAGAAGUGUUUUGAAAAGUUUGAAUGUCACACACAUUUUAACCGUGGCCAGUUCGCUGCCUCCUUCUUACCCAAAUGAGUUCAAGUACAAAAUUGUUGAUGUCCAGGAUCGAGAGAGCAUAAACAUAGCUCAAUAUUUUGAUGAAUGCUUCGGCUUUAUUGAAGAAGCUAAAGAAAUGGGUGGUAAUGUUUUGGUUCAUUGCUUUGUAGGAAGAUCCAGAAGUGUCACAAUUGUUGUUGCUUAUCUAAUGAAGAAGCGUGGAAUGAGCUGUUCAGAAGCUUUGCAGCACGUGAAGAGUAAGCGAGCUGUAGCUUUUCCAAAUUCCGGUUUUCUGUUGCAGCUACAAAGUUUCGAAGAAUCUCUUAGAGGGCAGAAAAGAGAAAACUCAUCUACUGCAGUACUGCUUAAGCAAUGAGACUUUGCAUUUGGAUGUGAAUCAAGUGAGCAGAGCUAUAUGUGUGUUAGAAAGAAGUCUGAGGAGGAUGGUUUUUUAUGAAUAAAAUUCCAGGCAGUAUAGUUGUGAAAUCCUGAAAAUUUUAUUUAACACAGAUCAAGGUAUUAUUCUCUGCGAGUCAGUAUAAUAAACUAGAGUCUGUACUUGGCAGUGGCACCAUUGAUUACGAGACAAAAAUGCAGUUCUACUGUUGCAAAAUCGUAAUUUUGACUAAUAUGUGUGGCAAGUAUGUUGGCUGUGC
Messenger RNA from Daucus carota subsp. sativus, 1257 nucleotides. Its product is annotated as dual specificity protein phosphatase 1. The record is from RefSeq and is a predicted model, not a curated record. Gene Ontology annotation, molecular function: MAP kinase tyrosine/serine/threonine phosphatase activity; protein tyrosine/threonine phosphatase activity; MAP kinase tyrosine phosphatase activity. The transcript is spliced from 5 exons. Gene Ontology annotation, biological process: negative regulation of MAPK cascade; protein dephosphorylation. The coding region runs from base 336 to 977 and encodes 213 amino acids. Lineage: Eukaryota; Viridiplantae; Streptophyta; Magnoliopsida; Apiales; Apiaceae.